AAUAGUCGUUAGUUGGGUUGGAGUCUUCGAGGCCGCCAGCUGUGUGUCAGGGAGGGAGUUACUGUGCUACCCGUAUGUCGGCAGAGAAUUUCACGGUGAACCUUCACAUCUCGGAAGCAUAGUGCUAAAUUUUUCAAUAUGUGAUUUAUCAAUGUCACUUGCUUUAAAAGCGAAGGAACCAGCCGCUUAAGAAAUUUUCAACGCCGUUAGACAGCAGUAACUACAAUAUUUGCUUUAUGACGAUGAAGUUUUGGCGAGUGAAUACGUUGCGCAGUAAAAAGGCGCAAUGCCGUUCUCCUCACGUAAUUAAGUGAAUUGUUCGUCUGUUUUUCUUCUUAUUUCACGGUGGUAGGAAAUUGUAUAAGCGGUUAUGUUCAGAUAAUUCUUUUGUCAUAUUUUAUCGAGUCACCCUCUUGAGGUUCUUCAUUUUGUUCAGCUCUCGCCACCGAUUAAUUCCUUUGGACUCCUUGUUCCUCCUCGUGUAAGUUAGCCGUCGAUAUUACACUAAAAUAAAAUGCAUUCUUACCACCCCUAACAAGUUUCAGUUUAUGAAGAACCGUAAUUGCAUUUAAAGUCGUGUGAAUCUUUACGAUUUCCCGAAUUCCAGUCAACGAAAUUAAACACUUACGUCAUCUGUAUGCCAUAUUCCUCAAGCUUAUGGUAACUACUCUAUCGUGGCAACCAGUGGUGUUACAAACAUAGGAGUAUGUGUGGUUCGUAAGAAUUAUUAACCGCUGAUUGGGAAAUGAACUGUAAUAUUGAAUAUAUUUGUGUCAUUUCUAUAUUUAUAUUUUAUCAUCAUGAACAUAACUUCUCCAGACAUGAAACUUCUAGCAAGUGUAUGGAUUCUUUAAUUCGUUGACGUCGUUUAGCACAAUCUGCGUGCCUAUGGACUGUUCUGUGCUCCCAUCCCGGUAAGCUGUGAAAGUGACGUCACAUUCCUUUCAUAUUUUACUUGUGUGUUCUAAAGAGAAGUUUGGAAAUCACUGUACUUUACGGACUAUUAUUUCACCGACGACGCGACGUCCGUCGACAAGAAGCAGCGUGCGACGGUGUGAGUGGAGGCCCUGGCUGUGCCAUGAGACAUGACGCCAAUGACGAAUCCGAUGAUGACGAUGACGACAAUGACAGGAAGGAACCUACUUCGCUCCUUGGGUACUCCCCGUCUGUGCGUUGUAUUGCUACUCUUGGUGGUCAUCGACCCUGUAUUCAGCGGGUACUCUUGGGGUCAUCCGAGCCGAGACUGGAGCCAGCAGGACGACGACAAAGUGACACCAGAAUUUGAAAUAGCAACGUCGAGCGUCACGGCAUUAGUCGGCCAGCCUGUAUAUUUGCCUUGUAGAGUGAGGAAUCUAAGGGACAGAGUGGUGUCAUGGAUCCGAACACGAGACCUUCACAUCCUGACUUCGGGCACGCUGACCUACACGUCUGACUCUAGGUUUGAAGUGCUACACGCGCCGGGCUCAGAAGUGUGGACUUUACGCAUCAUGAGCGCACAGCCGCGGGAUCAGGGGAAAUACGAAUGUCAAGUGAACACAGAUCCCAAGCUCAACUUCGCCGUCUUCCUCACUGUCAAAGAGACGGAUAUGGGGGAUUCUCCAUGGGACGAAGGACCUCCAGUCGCCUCGGGGGACGAGGCCGUCUCCGUCGCGGCUACAGCGAGCAUAAUGGGACCACGAGAGCUGUACAUACACCAGGGCAGCACGCUGACAUUCACGUGCGUUAUACCGGCGCCCUACACUCAGGGCUCUCGACCACCCCGCGUCGUCGAUUGGUUCCACUCCGGCCGCCCCGUUUCCAUACAGGAGAACACACGGAGGCAAUGCAGAGAGAUGGAGAUCAUUCGCAGGCAUCUUGCAUCUCCAGACAGCCACUUCAGCACGUGUUACUCCUCCUUGUCUUCCUCAGAGCUCUGUGGCUCAUGGCCGCCACAUGAAGACACGGUCACGAUAUUGCAGACCUUCCUAUACGGGUUAAUUUCUGUUAAAAUAGCGACAAAUGCUUAUAAUUACGGUAAAGUCUGUUUCAUAGCGUAUAAUUGAACAGUCGUUAUGAAGUAUGAUGUGUAUUACUUAUCUUCCUUCAUGUUGUGUGUCCUCCACAGAUGUUAUCCGAAAAGUUUUAGUGUUGUUCAGACGCAGAAGCGAGAUACUGACACUUAUGUUAAUGGUUAUGAGUACAGAAACAGCAAGGUUACCCCAAUGGCAUUCCCAUAUCCUACAUCACAUAAGAAGUCAACGUCAAUAAACACGAAAUGCAGACAUGAAACAUUUUACUUUAACAUCAUUACUUGAACAGUAUCACUAAUAUCUAUUCAUUGAUUUGAAAUUUAUAAUUAAAAUAAUGUAAACAAUUUAAAGAAAAUUUACAACAAGAUUCACACACCUGAGUUCACAUAACAGUAAAUGUGAAAUCCAUUUCUUGUGUUGCCAACAGACAAAUCUGUCCAGUCCUUUAGAGAAAUUUACUGAAGUGAAGUUAAUUCUUGAAAACGCAAAGCGAUAGAUGAAACAGCGUAAAUUAAGUUAUUGUAAUUUCAUUUACCAACAUUUUCAGAACGGUCUACUCCGUUAUAUUGGGGUAAAACAUAUGGAAUAUUGUACAUACCUAAUAAUCAUUUAAAGCAAUCCACUUUCUUGGACCUAUAAAUGCGAACAUUAGGGACAGAGCGUCCCAGUCUACAAAGCCUAUUGGUGUGUGAACCACAGGAUACCUCAAUUUACAAACUACCAGAAAGAACUGUUUCUUCAGGAAUACGUACCUAACAUAUGAAAUGUACAUUUAUUUGUAUAUGUAUAAGAUGACUGCCUAAGUUUUGUGAAGAAGCAUUAUACAUUGCACGAAGAUUAUAUCGGGCAUAUUCUGUUA
Messenger RNA from Cryptotermes secundus, 2868 nucleotides. RefSeq names its product hemicentin-2. Lineage: Eukaryota; Metazoa; Arthropoda; Insecta; Blattodea; Kalotermitidae. Gene Ontology annotation, cellular component: neuron projection membrane. The coding region runs from base 1086 to 2042 and encodes 318 amino acids. The transcript has 6 exons. The record is from RefSeq and is a predicted model, not a curated record. Gene Ontology annotation, biological process: synapse organization.